AUCAUCCUUGAACAAAAUGUUGGGCGACUAAAGGAGCUUCCAUCGAAAUGGCAGAUAGUCUUUGCCACAAUUAUCCAUUGGAUUAGGCAUUCACAUUGUCGUGUUCGGAGUUAUCAUGUUGACGGAUUAAUAGUCGGCCUUAUUUACCUGUCCAUGAUUGAGCCGCGCGUUGGACGCAUACGUAGCCUAAAGCGUCUGGAUAACAACGCAAGCAAAGCGAAGGACGAUUCAAUGGUGGAUUACGUCACAGCGGCCAGAAACACCUUUAAAUUCCAAGAAAUAGCCGCAAGAAUGCUUUCGCAUGACAUCAACUAUGACCGAGACAUCGUGCACCUUCUGGCAGAGUUUCAAGCUACAUUUUAUUUUGCUCACACACUUCACCGAGUUCUCGACAGCGGUCUUUCGUGUGCAUCCCCUUCAGAUUUUUAUUGGGGAACAUUUAUAUACAACGCCGCGUGUCUCUUCAAAGGCUACGAUCGUUUAGUGUUGGCAGAAAAGUUAUUUGGCGGAACUACAUCUCUGCUAUUUACGACCUUUCAGCAUUACACUGACGUUGUAUACGAGUUGGCACCUGCUCAUCUGGCAAAUUGGACACCCCACGGCCCAAACAAACCAAGGAAACGAACAAGAAAACGUAAAGAUAAAUCAACGACAGCAGAAAAUAAUUCAUCGUCAUCUGGAGAAGAGAGUGCCGCAAGCGAUAAUGAUAUUGAACUGAUUGGUAAUCGCUUCAAUUUGCUCACAGUUACCUAGGUUUUGUGUCAGUUUUACAAAUCCUGCUAUGAAACCAUGUAAUACAAAUAUUUGAAAAGGGGGCGGUACUUCGUCUGAAUCCCUUUCCAUCUGCCUAUGUCAUUCUCUGAUAAGGAGUUGAUAAAGUUACCGGGUUUACUAAAAUUCACCUAGACGCACGAAAAAUUGACCAUCUUUCGUCAUACCUCCUUACAAGUUUGCCACCAAAAAUCAUAGUGAGUCAUGCUCAUCAAAGAAUUCCGAAUCCCAAUGCCGCUGUCCGUUGAGGAAUACCAAUACGGUCAGUUGUAUGCAUUCUCCGUGGAAAGCUUGAACAACACUGGUGGCGGAGAAGGAAUAGAAGUCCUUCGAUCGGAGCCGUUCAAAGAUGUCCUUCUCAACAACAAACGUCACAGUGGCCAGUACACCUACAAAAUUUACCACAUGGGCAGCAAAGCGCCAGGAUUCAUGAAGCAUUUAAUGCCUAAAGGAAGUUUUGAAUUUCACGAGGAGUCUUGGAACGCUUAUCCCUAUUCUAAAACUGUUAUCUCGAACCCAAAAUUUAUGAAGGAAAACUUUCAACUAGUUAUCGAAUCAAUUCAUCACGCCGGUGGACCUGAUGUUGAUAAUAUUUUGGAUCUAUCUGAAGAAAUGUUGAAAUUGAGAGAAGUUGUUCACGUCGAUAUCGCCAACGACAAAAUAUCUUCAAAAGACUACAAGGCCGAUCUCGAUCCUACUAUCUUUCGUUCGAAAAAAACAGGACGAGGACCCUUAACUGGUUCAUGGCUGAAAUCGGUAAACAAGAAUUCACUGAUGACUUGCUAUAAGUUAGUAACAGUAGAGUUCAAAUGGUUCGGACUUCAGGGACGAGUAGAAAAUCACAUUAUGAACACAGAGCAAAGAAUCUUUAAUCUCUUUCACCGUCAGAUUUUCUGUUUACUGGAUGAGUGGUGCAACAUGAGUAUGGAAGAUAUCCGCAAAUUUGAAGACAAAGUCAAAGAGGAAUUAGACAAGCAACUGAAAUAUGGGGAACCUCGAGGAAUGACAGCAGAGUAAACAGAAGUUUUUUAAAUGAAUGCGCGCUGUUACUGUUAAUGUCGAAUCGAAUUUUAUUGAUCCCAGUCAAAGACACUAACUGUCUGUGUUGUAUCAUUUCUUUUAAAUUGCAAACUUGUUACUUUUACUUUCAUGUAAGUAGAUCGAUACAGAAUUAUUGUGGAACAA
Messenger RNA from Daphnia pulex (common water flea), 1956 nucleotides. RefSeq names its product phosphatidylinositol transfer protein beta isoform-like. Gene Ontology annotation, molecular function: phosphatidylinositol transfer activity; phosphatidylinositol binding; phosphatidylcholine binding. Gene Ontology annotation, biological process: phospholipid transport. Bases 976 to 1788 code for a protein of 270 amino acids. The transcript has 9 exons. The record is from RefSeq and is a predicted model, not a curated record. Gene Ontology annotation, cellular component: cytoplasm. Lineage: Eukaryota; Metazoa; Arthropoda; Branchiopoda; Diplostraca; Daphniidae.